Messenger RNA from Fonsecaea pedrosoi CBS 271.37, 450 nucleotides. RefSeq lists its product as uncharacterized. Bases 1 to 450 code for a protein of 149 amino acids. Gene Ontology annotation, biological process: mitochondrial electron transport, ubiquinol to cytochrome c. NCBI's taxonomy places the organism in Eukaryota, Fungi, Ascomycota, Eurotiomycetes, Chaetothyriales, Herpotrichiellaceae. The transcript has 3 exons. The record is from RefSeq and is a predicted model, not a curated record.
AUGGGGAUCACCGAUUUCUUCUCCGACCUUCUGAGCUCCGUCUCGUUCGUUCAGGAGGUCCAAGCCGAAGCUCCCGCCGACGAUAACGAAGAGUCAAGUGACAGCAGCGAGGAGGGCAACGACGAAGAAGGUGGUGAGGAUAAACAAGAAGGCGAAGAGGAGGGAGGUGAAGACGCAGAGGAAGAGGGCGAAGAAGAGGAGGAAGAAGAGGAAGAGGAAGAGGAGGAGGAGCCUGUAGAUCCAAAGCCAAGACUGGAAGAAGAAUGCGCCCGAUCCGCCCAGUGCCAGGGCUACAAGCACCACUUUGACGAAUGCGUUGAGCGUGUUACUCAACAGGAGGAGAAUCCCGACCACAAGGGCCCCAAGGAAAACUGUGUUGAAGAGUUUUUCCACCUCCAACACUGCGCAACACAGUGCGCUGCGCCCAAACUCUUCAAGCAGCUGAAAUAG